Molecule: messenger RNA, 2142 nt
Organism: Phragmites australis (common reed)
Lineage: Eukaryota; Viridiplantae; Streptophyta; Magnoliopsida; Poales; Poaceae
Product: ribonuclease III domain-containing protein RNC1, chloroplastic-like
Exons: 5
Coding region: 27-1829 (600 amino acids)
Biological process (GO): rRNA processing; regulation of gene expression
Cellular component (GO): nucleus
Molecular function (GO): double-stranded RNA binding; ribonuclease III activity
Source: RefSeq, a predicted model, not a curated record
AAAAUUAAAAUAAAAAAUUCGCUGUUAUGUGGCGAUCAGUCCGUUGUCGAUGGACGGUCGAAAAUUCGAAAUACGUCCUCUGGUUUGCUAGCACAGUACAGCUGAGCUGUGGCUUGCACCCAUCCACCCCAUCGCAGCCGCCGAUCACGGCACGGACGGCUUCUGAUUCGCCUCCGCUUAUCCUCUUCCUCGUCUUCCUCCAACCCCAGCCAAAUCCCCCGCAAAACCCCAAGCUCGCGGUCGCCACCACCAUGGCGCCACCCGCCAUGGCCUUCCAAGCUCCCCACCUCGCGCCCCUCCCCACCUCGCGCCGCCGCGUCCGAGUCCGCAUCCUCGCCGUCGCGGCCGACCACACCUCUCCGCCGCCACCGGCCUCCCCUCCUGAGCCGGCGAACAGUCCGAGCCGCCUCCUCCGGGAGCUCGCGCAGCGUAAGAAGGCUGUCUCCCCCAGGAAGAAGCACCCACCGCGACGCUUCAUCCUCAAGCCGCCGCUCGACGACGAGCGCCUCACCCGGCGGUUCCUCAGCAGCCCGCAGCUGUCGAUGAAGGCGCUCCCGCUCCUCUCCUCCUGCCUCCCCUCCGCGCCGCUCUCCGUCGCUGACAGGACCUGGAUGGACGAGUACCUUCUCGAGGCCAAGCAGGCGCUCGGGUACCCGCUCGCGCCCUCGGAGACGCUCGGCGAAGGGGACGACUGCCCCGCGCGCCACUUCGACGUGCUGCUCUACCUCGCGUUCCAGCACCUGGACCCCUCCUGCGAGCGCACGCGGACGCGGCACGUUCGCAACGGUCACUCCAGGCUCUGGUUCCUGGGCCAGUACGUGCUAGAGCUCGCCUUCUGCGAGUUCUUCUUGCAGAGGUACCCCAGGGAGUCACCUGGGCCGAUGAGGGAGCGGGUGUUCGCUCUUAUUGGGAAGAAGGUGCUUCCCAAAUGGAUCAAGGCGGCCAGCCUGCACAAUUUGGUGUUUCCUUACGAUGAUUUGGAUAAGAUGAUACGCAAGGACCGGGAGCCGCCGUCCAAGGCUGUAUUCUGGGCAUUAUUUGGAGCUAUAUAUUUGUGCUUUGGAAUGCCUGAAGUGUAUCGAGUCCUUUUUGAGGCAUUUGGGAUGGACCCUGACGAUGAGAGCUGUCAGCCAAAAUUGCGGCGCCAAUUAGAGGAUGUUGAUUAUGUUUCAGUGGAGUUUGAAAAGAGGCAACUCACGUGGCAGGAUGUUGCUGCCUACAGGCCACCUCCAGAUGCUCUUUUCGCUCAUCCUAGGCUUUUCCGAGCUUGUGUGCCACCAGGCAUGCAUCGUUUCAGAGGAAAUAUUUGGGAUUUUGACAAUAGACCCAAGGUCAUGGACACCCUAGGAUAUCCCUUGCCCAUGAAUGACAAAAUUCCAGAAAUCACAGAAGCAAGGAAUAUAGAGCUUGGACUUGGCCUUCAGCUGUGCUUUUUGCACCCGUCAAAACAUAAGUUCGAGCAUCCAAGAUUUUGUUUUGAGCGGCUCGAAUAUGUUGGCCAGAAGAUUCAGGAUCUAGUAAUGGCAGAGAGGCUGCUCAUGAAGCAUCUCGAUGCACCCGGCAGGUGGUUGGCGGAGAAGCAUCGGAGGAUGUUGAUGAACAAGUAUUGCGGACGAUACCUGCGGGACAGGCACCUGCACCACGACAUUAUCUACGGGGAGUCGGUGCAAGAUAGAUUCGAACACAACCGGCGUCUAAGAAAUCCUUCGACGACCGCCGUCCAGCAGGCGAUACACGGGCUCGCGUACUGCGUCUAUGGCAAACCUGACGUACGGCGCUUGAUGUUCGAGGUGUUUGACUUUGAACAGGUCCAGCCCAAAGCUGUAUGAGGAUGUUCGCCGUCGGUGAGUGCUGAGUUGCUGACCAACGAGAUCGCCGAUUGCAGCGCUUGAAAUGCUGCAGGCUGUGAACUAAUCCAAGAGCAGAUCGUGCUGCUCUGAAGCCUGAACCCUGAAGUCCGGACAGCAUAUUUGUCACUGGUUAUCCGGCCUCUCCUGAACCCGUCGCCUCUUGUCCGUCGGAAAUGGUAGAUUAGAGAUGUUGUAAGUCGUAUGCUGCUGCCUUCUGAAGCUACAGUUUUGACAAUUGGUUGUAAAUUUAUAUUUGAGCAGAAAUGUAAACAGCAGCAGCAAGAGAGAAUCA